AUGUCAGACGAAGAGGCCCUUUCACCACCGAGACGGUCUGGAACUAGCGACCCCGGCGCACACGAUCUGGCCAACGCCUCCGACUCAGAAGACCACUUCUCCGAUGCGCAAUCUGCCCCCCUCAGUCCCGGAACGUCGCCGAUUCCCAAAACCCGCGUAGAGAAAGUUGACGACGAGCCUUCGUACGGCGAGGUUCCUGGAACAGAAGCGUACCGCUUGAGGGAGGGUGAUGCUGAGCCGGAUGAAAUUGCUAUCCAGGAAAAGAGCAGCAGCGAGGCCUCUUCUACCGCAGACGGUGCGCCAAAGUCGCCAGUCAUCCCUAAGACUGUCGUCGUGGAGGCCCCGGGCUCAUCAGGGCUGCACUCAGAGGAGUUCUUGGAGAAGCGCCAGGCAGAUGCCGCAGCCGACUUGGUUGUCAAGCCAGACGGCGAGACUGAGAAGGGUGGCAGUUCCGAUCUUCCCCCUGUAUCAACUGCGCUAUCACCACCAAGUUCGCCUCGCAUGAAGCGGAAGCCCUCCAAGACAGCUCUCUCAUCUGUUCCGUCCAGCGCCGGUCUCGCGCCGCCUCCCGAUGCAGCAGAUAACGAUGACGAUGACGUCGAUGGCGCUGAAGGUGGUGAUGAGGAUGAAGAUGACUUUGGUGACGAUUUCGACGACUUUGAGGAUGGUGCAGAAGCCGACGGCGACUUUGACGAUUUUGAAGAAGGCUUCCAAGAACCCGAGUUCCAAGCUCCCGUGCCAACUCCCGCGCCGAGCUUACCACAAGUACCAUCACUGCCUUUCGCCAUACCAGAUUUCGACGGCUUAGACGGCGAAGACGUUCUUCAAGCUGUCGACCCAUACCUUAACACCCUCUUUCCACCAGAAAGCCUGGACGUCGACUCCCCGCCGCCGUUGACGAAAGAAAAUCCCAUCUUCCUCACACCACGCAGUGCGUCUUUGUGGUCACAGCUGGUCGCGCCCCCACCCCUGGCUCCGCCAGAUUGGAUCCGCUCACGAAUCCGCCGUCUCUUCCUGGUCUCUCUAGGCGUGCCGGUUGAUCUGGACGAAAUUCUCCCAGCCUCCAAGCAGAAGAAGCUUGUGCUGCCUUCAUUACAAGUGCCCUCCGGCUCACCGCGGACAUCAUCAGAUUCUCGGUCCGUUUCGCGGCUGCGGGCCGAGGCCAACGCCUCGUCGACCUCUAUCGACUCAAAAGGGAAGCCGACUGCGUCCUCCAAGAAGAAGGGACCGCCGCCGGUGCCGGACUUGGAUCUCGUAUCGGCCAAGCAGCUCUGCACGACGACGGACGAGGCCCUGAACGGCAUGACAGACGAGGAGCUCAAGGCGCACGUAGACAGACUGAAGGCGAUGGAGGGCACGGCUAAGGAGGUGCUCGAGUACUGGACCAAGAAGACAGACGAAAAGAUAGGCGACAGAGAGGCCUUUGAAGGCGUGAUAGAAAACCUGGUCAAGCACGCACGCAAGGUCAGGAAAUAA
Colletotrichum orchidophilum is the source of this 1476-nucleotide messenger RNA. RefSeq lists its product as uncharacterized. Lineage: Eukaryota; Fungi; Ascomycota; Sordariomycetes; Glomerellales; Glomerellaceae. The record is from RefSeq and is a predicted model, not a curated record. The transcript is spliced from 4 exons. The coding region runs from base 1 to 1476 and encodes 491 amino acids.